Molecule: messenger RNA, 2178 nt
Organism: Scaptodrosophila lebanonensis
Lineage: Eukaryota; Metazoa; Arthropoda; Insecta; Diptera; Drosophilidae
Gene: Art7
Product: protein arginine N-methyltransferase 7
Exons: 3
Coding region: 15-2153 (712 amino acids)
Biological process (GO): peptidyl-arginine methylation
Molecular function (GO): protein-arginine omega-N monomethyltransferase activity
Source: RefSeq, a predicted model, not a curated record
UUAUCACCAUUUUUAUGCAAGUAAAUAAUUUGUUAGCAUUUUCAAGAUUUUUCCGCUGCAUAAAAGCAAUGGGAACUUUUGCACAGGUAACUAACCCAAUAACGGGACAAAACACGUGGCAAGUGCACGGUGACGAAUACGAUUAUCACCAAGAAGUGGCAAAUGCCGGCUUUGGUGACAUGUUACACGAUUCUGAGCGCAACGAAAAGUACUUUUCGGCGCUAAAAAAGACAAUUGCCAAAAUGCAUAAGGCGGGACGCGAGGUACACGUUUUAGAUAUUGGUACAGGUACCGGCAUUUUGUCUAUGAUGGCUCUGCAAGCCGGCGCUAAUACCGUGACAGCCUGCGAAGCCUUUUUACCGAUGGCAAACUGUGCAGAGCGCAUAUUUGCAGUGAACGGUGUGGCAGACAGGGUGCAUUUGAUUAAGAAGCGCUCCACAGACAUAGCAAUAGGCGUGGAUAUGCCGCGCAAAGCGAAUUUGCUUGUAACGGAGAUACUGGACACCGAACUAAUCGGCGAAGGCGCCAUUAGCAUAUAUAACCAUGCUCACGAGGAACUUCUGACAGAUGAUGCGUUGUGUAUACCAGCGCGAGCGAAUUGCUAUGCCCAAGUGGCCCAGUCACCCCUUGCUGCCCAAUGGAACACUUUAAAGAUACUGGCCAAUCUUGAUGGGGAUGUGCUUCUUCAACCGCCAACGGAGGUGUUGCAGUGCAGUGGCGAGGCCACGUUGCACGACGUACAGUUGUCGCAGUUGCCCACUAAUGAAUUUCGGCCGGUAACUCAGCCUGUGCAAAUAUUUCAGUUUGACUUCCAGCGCAAAGAGACACGUGACAAAAAACGAGAGCAGGUAGUGCGCGUAAAGGCCAUCCAAGCCGGCGCUGCCGAGUUGGUAUUCUACUGGUGGAACAUUGAAAUGGACGACGACGGCGAAAUUUUGCUAAGCUGUGCUCCAUACUGGGCGCAUCCGGAAUUAAAGCAGUUAGGUGCUGACCAAACAGGCCAAAGACCGCUGGCUAAUACUGUGCCCUGGCGAGAUCAUUGGAUGCAGGCUAUUUACUAUAUACCAAAGCCGUUGCAAUUGUCCACGGCUGGGAAGGAAUUCUGGCUAGUCUGCAACCACGAUGAGUACUCCCUGUGGUUUGAUGCGUACAUCGAAGCGCCCCUGAAGCCUGUUCGUCGUCACACAUGCACCUGUGACCUGCACAUGACCUACUCCCGCAGCCGCAUUGGACAGCUGAACCAGGCCAAGCGCAAUAAAGCCUACCUGCGCCAACUAGAGCAGACAAUAACAAAGGACUCCCACGUGUUGGUUCUUGGUGAUGGUUGCCUGCUGGGAAUAGCCACUGCUAAGAUGGAGGCGGUCAGUGUAAUCUGCCAUGAACCGCACCGCUUUUCUCGACGUCUGCUCACGUCCAUAACAAAGAAAAAUCAGCUUAAUAAUGUUAAGUUCAUAGAUAGGCUGGAACAGCUUGGAGAGACUGAGUUAAAAGCUCUCACACACAUAGUUGCCGAACCUUAUUUUCUCAAUGCUAUACUUCCGUGGGAUAACUUUUACUUUGGUACUCUACUACUCAAGAUUCAGCAGCAACUCAACCUGUCUGUGGUGAUAACACCAUGUGUAGCACGCAUCUUUGCACUGCCCGUACACUUUCUGGAUUUGCAUAAGAUACGCACUCCUGUCGGAAACUGUGAAGGUUUCGAUCUAACAUUGUUCGAUAAAAUGGUUGAGCAUUCUGUGGAGCUCGCACAGUCAAAGGUAGAAGCUCAACCAUUAUGGGAAUAUCCUUCUCGAGCAUUGUCUCAACCGCAGGAAAUAUUGUGUGUUAACUUCAAGGACUUCAGUGCUGAGCAACGGCAGGAAGGCAGCUUCACAUUACCAGGGAAUAGUGAGCAGUGCAAUGGUGUAGCGCUGUGGGUGGACUGGCAGCUGAAUGCUAACGACACAAGUGCCAAGUCCACAGUAAGCAGUGGACCUGUCGAACCCAUAGAAAUUGGAAAGUUCGUCAAAUGGGACAUGUUUGUGCGCCAGGGCGUGCAUUUUACGCGACCAGAAAGUCGCAGUAAACACGUAGAUUGGAGCACUGAGUUUAAACCCCUUCUUGGACAACUUAAUUUCAAUUUUACGCUACGAAACAACAUUAAAAUCGAAUGAAUGCCGACGAAAAUUCAUUUAUUCA